Bipolaris victoriae FI3 is the source of this 1218-nucleotide messenger RNA. RefSeq lists its product as hypothetical. Bases 1 to 1218 code for a protein of 405 amino acids. NCBI's taxonomy places the organism in Eukaryota, Fungi, Ascomycota, Dothideomycetes, Pleosporales, Pleosporaceae. The transcript has a single exon. The record is from RefSeq and is a predicted model, not a curated record.
AUGGUCUCCACUCGACGGAGCACUGCAAACGCAAACCGUAUAGUUGCUAGUACUAAUAAGCCCAAAGUCACUGAACAGGCUAGCGAUACCAUCCAUGUUCAAGAACCUUGUAGAAAAAAGGCCAAAACCGCAGUCGAGAUCCCGAAAUCACCCAGCAUUCCACCUUCACCGGUGCUCUCCGGAAAUGUCAGUGAUGAUAUCAAUCUCACUUCACCGAUCACCGAUCACACGUCGACAGUUGCGACCACGAAAAGGUCCAAAGCAAAGAAUCUCUCACCCAACAUUCCUAAUCGAACCCUCUCUUCUGCUUUGCGAAGACUAGCUCCGAAGCCUUUUGCCAGCAUGAGCGGUAGUUGUCAUGACCCGAUUGUUGUCAACGAGGGCUCGUCACCUCCUCGUCCAAUAAUACUUGAACCGAAACGGAAGAAUCGAGGUGAACAACCAUCGGAGCCUCACAGGUCCAUAGAGAACAGGCGAAAGGAUUCAUACAGCUACGGUGCUCAGGGGCCGAGAUUGACGAAUAUGCCUUUUAACGAAAGCACGCGAAACAACCACCAAAGUCACGACAUCUACCGAAUGAUGAAUUCAAGAGCGGUUGCUGCGUCACACCUUACUCCUUAUUCGUUUCCGGUACAUGGCCCAUUUGGCGUUCCUUUCCCGACACAACAGUCUGUUCCAAUGCAGACAUUCGCAUAUCAACAGAUCCGACCCAGCUUUCCAGUAUCCUACGCUCCAUACCAUCAGUUUCGACCUCCGAUGAUCCCGAACCUCAUAGUUCCUCCUCAGAACGAAGAAGCCCUCCGCAGAAAAGUCGUCGAACAUGUGCAAGAUUUUCCUAGAACAAGUGUCCAGUCAAAUGUCAACAUCCACCGUCUAAUCGAACACACAUUGCUCCUCACAUCUCUUCUCCAAAUAUACCAGUAUUCUAAAAAUCAGCAAGAUCUGCGCGAAGACAUACGGACAAUGUUGGCACUACAAAACCAUCAUAUGACGGCAUGGCUGGGCCCCGAGUCUCCCAACAUGUCUAGGCAGAAGGAAAGCAGCAGUGGCAACAACUAUGUCAACACACAGCCAAAACCUUUGUCGAGCGACACUUUGAACGAGGCGGAUAGAGAAGUGAGACGGGCUUUCUCUGCGAGUGCAAAAAUGUGGCAAGACGGCACUGGGAAUGGCGUCGCUGACGUUUUUGGCACUCGAUCCACCUCUCCCCUAUUGUGA